Nematostella vectensis (starlet sea anemone) is the source of this 536-nucleotide messenger RNA. RefSeq lists its product as uncharacterized. The coding region runs from base 160 to 486 and encodes 108 amino acids. NCBI's taxonomy places the organism in Eukaryota, Metazoa, Cnidaria, Anthozoa, Actiniaria, Edwardsiidae. The transcript has 2 exons. The record is from RefSeq and is a predicted model, not a curated record.
UCACUUCAUGGUACAAACGGCGCAUGGCCUGGGAGCGGGUUCUGCCGUGCGCUGUACGAAGAGGUAAUUGCAGGCUCAAGUUAUACAAUCUCUGCUGAUUUCUUCAACGUUCGCGGAAGGUCUAGUAGCCAGUCUUCUGGAGUUGGACAUCUUGGAAUAAUGUUCAACGCAAAGGACCUGAACAAUUUCGACUUCAUUUACUUCAGGCCCCACUGGGUCAACGGCUGCGUACAACCCGGAUAUGUCCAGACCAAUGUCGUCCACACUACGUCCACGUUCCCAUGCUCUAACGGCCCUCCCGCCACAGGAACCUGGUUCAACAUCAAAGUUGUCGUGACCGGAAGUCAGGCUUGUGUCUAUAGAGACGGAGUUCUCGUGCGCACCAUUUCCGGUCACUUUUCCGCUCUCGCAAGUGGUGGCGUGGUCGUUGCCAAUGGUUAUGACAACGUUAUUGAAUUCAAGAAUUUUAAUGUCGUGAAAAACUAGGCAUGCAGUUGUAAUGGUACUUGGCCCUAGCCUUUAGUACAAAUAUUAAA